AUGGAUGAAGCAGCAUGCCAAGCCUAUGAUUAUGGGGUGCGGUCUCCUGUGCGAGAUGCCUGGACACCAGAGAAUGAGAAGCCAGGUCCGCUGCAGGCCAGGUCCGAAUGCAGUGACCGCUUCAUCCCGAGCAGAGCUGCUUCGGACCUUGAGAGUGGGCUGACGCUGCUCUCAGAGAGCUCUCGGCCACCAGAAGCGCGCGACGAGAACAACUCGGUCUAUGCGCAACUUCUCCGGAGCGAGCUCCUUGGGAUCCGCCCGGGGUCGGCCGAGAAGGAGGAAAAACCCUUUAGGUCUCCAGACAGCAAAAGCCUCUUCAAAUACAAGAGCUGCCCGCAGGUCAGUCACGAGGAUGCCUUUUCCUUGUCACCCGUUUCCUUCCAGAGCAGCCGCUUGCUGAGCACACCCCGAAAGGCGCCAAGAAAGAUCGCAAAAGUGCCUUUCAAGGUCCUGGAUGCUCCCCAGCUGCAGGACGACUUCUAUCUGAACCUGGUAGAUUGGUCCUCGGCGAACGUGCUAUCGGUAG
Messenger RNA from Symbiodinium necroappetens, 526 nucleotides. The record is from the annotation of a GenBank genome assembly. NCBI's taxonomy places the organism in Eukaryota, Dinophyceae, Suessiales, Symbiodiniaceae.